GACGUCAUGCCCCCAGAGCAGACGUGGCACAGAGACGGUUUAAAGUCGCAGCUGUAGCCAGAGCUGACCUGCCACCAUUAUUCUGUACACCAACUCUAGGGGAAUUAAAGGCGUUUAAACAAAAAGCACUCGAAGGCUUUCCUGCUUUUUUUAAACGCUCAGUAAACCAUGGCUUCGUCUGCGAAUAAUAACGGUUCUGCUGGUAAAUGGGAGGUGGUGAGACGAGGCAAGAAACAGAACAGCGCUGCCAAGAGUCAAGCCGACAAGAAGUCCAGGAAAGCUCUGAGCGAGUCUAACUCUCCAAAACUUGACCUGUAUCCAUCUGUAAAGAUGUCCGAGACAAUAUUUGAGGGUUUCGAGAAGAUCGGAAAGAAGCAGAACAAGGAACAGGUUCCUCCCCCGGCUGAGACUCAACAGAAGAAGCUCAACGCAGCAAAGCAGUCCAAGAAAUCCCAGUCCAACAGCAGCUCAAAACCGACCCACUACAAAACAUUGGAGGAAGCUGUCAAAGCUCUGGAUGUGGUGGAGUUGAGGCAGCAGCUGGAGAAAAGUCAAGUUAUGUUCCCUGAGAAUCCAUGUGUCUGGGUGAAGGAUCUAGCUGGGUAUCUCAACAGCAAACUGCUCGCGCCUGACACAGAUCCCACACUCAGCAGUUAUGCUCACGAUUACCCAUACUGCCUUGCUGGAAAGGAUCUACGCAACAUAAUUAAGAAUCUGUUGGGGAAAAGCGGUGACACGCUACAAGAAUUCUUUGAUCACUGUGUCCUCACCAUGCUCCGGGAGUUGGAUAGACCAGCAGCUGAACCACUGCAUGGCUACAGAAUGUGCAUUCAGGCCAUCAUGAUGAACAAACCCAAAACAGCCACGCUCAACCUGCCUGAACAUCUGGAGCUGCUGCGCUCUCACCAGAACCGUCCAGCCAAGUGUCUGAGCAUUAUGUGGGCUCUUGGACAAGCUGGCUUCUACGACCUUACCCAAGGCAUAAGAGUUUGGCUGGGCAUCAUGCUCCCUGUUCUAGGAGUGAAAACCCUGUCUGCCUAUGCCAUUGCAUACCUAGAGAGAUUGCUCACGCUUCAUGCCAAUCUGUCUAAAGGGUUUGGGGUAAUGGGCCCAAAAGAAUUCUUCCCUCUGCUGGAUUUUGCUUACAUGCCCAAGAAUGCUCUGUCGGCAAGCUGUUGUGCCUUCAGCCUGCAGGAGCAGUUGAGGAGGCUCUAUCCACGGCUGAAGGUUCUAGCAUUUGGAGCGAAACCGGAAUCCACAUUGCAUACCUACUUCCCUUCCUUUCUCUCCAGAGCCACGCCCAAUUGUCCUGAUACCAUGAAGAAAGAGUUGCUGAGCAGCCUGACCGAGUGCCUUUGUGUAGAUGCACAGAGUUUGGGUGUAUGGAGGCAACUUUACACUAAACACCUCACUCAGUCCAGCCUCUUGUUGAAUCAUCUGCUCAGUUUAUGGAGCACGCUCCCACCAAAGUUGCGAAACAGCCUUCAGGAAACAAUUCAGUCUUUCAGAGUGACCAAUGAAGAGAUUAGGUCCAUAGCUAACUUGGAUGACGUACAGGAAUGCAGCGUUGUAUGCAGUUCUCUGCAGAUGAAAAUUCGCUCUCAGGGGUUCCCCUGGUCACGGGUGCUGAUGGUGCUGCUGGUGUUUGUUGCCGGUUUCAUUGCUCAUGAUGUGAGAUCUCAUGGCGCGUUUGCCGACUCUACCACAGCGCUGUACCUGCAGAAGAGCGGAGUCACUGCAGUAUCCCAGCAGGCCUGGAGAAAAGUGUCCCAUUACAGCCAGCAGGGCAUCAACUGGUUAGCUGAGACUAUGCCAUAUUAUUACUCUCUGGCUGUGGAGGCAGUGGGUCCCUUUUUGGAAGCCAUUUUGGAGAAGCUAAAGGUGGCUGCAGUCUUUAUUGCACAGAAGAGUUCUGAACUGAUACUGUGGCUGCAGGAGAGCACACCACUCCUCGUAGAAUGGAUCAAUGCCAACACCCCAGAGAGUGUUUUCCAGUUUUUGCAGUUUGUUAAGGAGCUGCUGCUGUUUGUGCAUCAGAACUACAUCCUCCCCGGCCUGCAGUACGUCGUUACAGCUCUCCAGCAUCUUUGGCAGUCACUGCAGGACUCCUGCAAUGGUGAAGUAUCACUUCUCUGCAUGCAGAACCAUGUGGUGGCAUUCACCAAUAGCACAUGGAUUUACUUGCAAGAUACAACAACAGCCAUCAGGAGCUGGGCCCAAGAGCUGCUGUCCAAGGCAUGAUACACGCCCAGAAUAGGGGACAAAGACUGUCUUUAUUUGCGUCUACCCUCUCGCGCUGGGCUGUAAAGACUGUAGGAUGCUUUUCCAUCUAAAUUUCUCAAAUUCGGAGGACUCGACAGGAGGUGGAACACUUACCAGUUGUUGUUUUUUUUGUUUUUUUUUUUUCUUUUUUCUUUUUUCUUUUCUGUCCCCCACUACAUUAUUUGGUACUCCACCCCCAUCCCUCAAUUUCAGGACUUUUUAUAUGAUCAAUACCUACAAAUUUUUCUGAGUGCUCCUUUUCAUCUCUUGUGUUUUACUUAGGUGACUGCAGAUACAAUAUUUAUUUUAUGUAUGUACUAAUAAAACAAAAGACUACAAAAGAGGCUGCUGGGUUAAUUGGAUAUGAAAAGUGCUGAAUGAUGCAGGACACACAUUUUAUAUUAAGCAGCACAUCUGAGGUUUUGCUGGAGAAAUAUCUGAACAGCUACUGUAUAAUAAAGCAAAACACAGCAUAAUUUGAUAUUAAAUUCGACCUGGAGCAAAUUUACUCACGAAAUAUGCACUUGAACACAAAAGCCUUAAGCAUUUUGUGUUUUAAAGGUUUACACAUUGUUGGCAACAAUUAUCUAAGAUUUCACUUUUUUGUGCCAAUUUACGUAUAAGCAAACUGUUCUAGUGCUUCUAUUCCCUAUUUGCGCAUUCAGUUUAAGAUGCCUGUCAAAGAUGCAGUUUAAUCUUGUUUAAUUCUAGCAGCUUAUUGCAUUUCAAAUACAGCAGCACACUGAGGUUCUAGCGAUGAGGCAUUCCAUGGCUAUGUGACCAAACUUUCCUCCUGGAUGUUAGUGUUGGACCCUGUGUGCUGGUGGUCACCUGCUGGAUCUGUAACUUAUCUAGCUCACAUAAGUGAACUCAUUCCAUUCACAGCAAUAGUCAGAAAGUUUUCCAUAAGUAAUGUCUGUGAAAAAAAUUGUUGAGUAUUUUAUGUGGAAACAUUGCCAUUGGAAAACUUUCUGAGCAUGCCAUGAUUUAAUAUAGAAAGUCAUUCAAGCAUAAUACCUGAUUUUCUUUGUAGAAAUGCUUAGUGGUUGAUUUGAUUUGGUGAUCAUGAAGUUUUUUUGUUUGUUUGUUUUUUUUAAAGAUUUACUUACUGUGCGCCUCACUUGCCCACUGUUUCUCAGUAUCGGAGAAGUUUUGUGGUGAUUACUGUUGUUAUCGUCUGCAAGUCUUCUACUUGAUUACCUUUUAAUGUGAUCUGGGAAGCUCUACUGAAGAUAGAGAAGCAAGUUGUAUAUUCUCUACCCCUCACUCUCUGCAGCAAAGACUUGCAUAAUAUAAAUAAAAUGACAGGACAUGGAGCUCCUUCUAGAAUUGGAAUUCUGCAUUUGAUGUGAAGUUUGCCUCCUGUGUUUGUUUCUAGAGGCUACAUCUGUGCGGUACACCAUAAUGUUCAAGUGUCAAAAGGUGUAAUUAAGAUUUUUAGCACUGUAUCUGUAAUGGUUAUCAGCCAGCUGUGUCUGGUUAAAGACAGAUUCAGGAUUAGACUGUAGCCCCACCUCUUAACAUAACAGGGCUGGAAGUACAGAUUACACCAUGGAAGAGGAAAAGAGAAAUAAUAUAAAUGUGAUUAACUAAUUUUGUUGCUUUGUAUAAAUGGUUUAUAAAUAAAUUAAUAAAAUCUGUGCAGCCCUGCUCAUGGCACCUGUCUGUACUUUAACCAUU
Pangasianodon hypophthalmus (striped catfish) is the source of this 3942-nucleotide messenger RNA. It is a transcript of the gene tmem214, whose product is annotated as transmembrane protein 214. Gene Ontology annotation, cellular component: endoplasmic reticulum; Golgi apparatus. NCBI's taxonomy places the organism in Eukaryota, Metazoa, Chordata, Actinopteri, Siluriformes, Pangasiidae. The coding region runs from base 169 to 2241 and encodes 690 amino acids. The transcript is spliced from 16 exons. The record is from RefSeq and is a predicted model, not a curated record.